Molecule: messenger RNA, 2742 nt
Organism: Daldinia loculata
Lineage: Eukaryota; Fungi; Ascomycota; Sordariomycetes; Xylariales; Hypoxylaceae
Product: UAA transporter family-domain-containing protein
Exons: 12
Coding region: 1-2742 (913 amino acids)
Biological process (GO): peptidyl-serine dephosphorylation; transmembrane transport
Cellular component (GO): protein phosphatase type 2A complex; cytosol
Molecular function (GO): protein binding; protein phosphatase regulator activity
Source: RefSeq, a predicted model, not a curated record
AUGGUGGAAGGAGAUUCAAACUCUCCCACCUGGAAGUUCACCCAGUGCUUCGGUGACAAAGGAGAUGUUGAAGAUAUCACAGAAGCCGAUAUCAUAUCAACCGUCGAAUUCGACCAUACCGGUAAUUACUUAGCAACAGGAGACAAAGGCGGCCGAGUUGUUUUGUUUGAGAGGAACGAGACGAAAAAAACUUGUGAAUACAAGUUUCACACCGAAUUCCAGUCGCACGAGCCCGAAUUCGACUACCUCAAAUCUCUAGAGAUAGAAGAGAAGAUCAACAAGAUUAAGUGGUGUCGUCGUCAGAAUGCUUCUCACUAUUUGCUCUCCACCAACGACAAAACGAUCAAGCUAUGGAAGGUUUUCGAGAAGUCACUAAAAGUAGUAGCUGAGAACAACUUGUCUCACGACCUGACGCCGGGCAAUGUCGCUGGUGUAGGAGGAGGUGCUCCUAGAGCUCUUCCUCAGUCACAUUUCAAGACCGCUGGAGAGUUGAAGCUACCACGACUGACGCAUCACGAUACUGUCGUCGCUGCGGUUCCCCGACGUACGUACGCGAAUGCUCACGCCUAUCACAUCAACAGCAUCUCGGUCAACAGCGACGGGGAGACCUUCAUAAGCAGCGACGAUCUGCGGAUCAACCUCUGGAAUCUGAAUAUUCAGGACCAGAGUUUCAACAUUGUCGACAUCAAGCCUGCGAAUAUGGAGGAGUUGACCGAGGUCAUUACUGCUGCCGAAUUCCACCCCAUUAGCUGUAACUGGUUUAUGUACGCAAGCUCGAAGGGCACCAUCAAGCUAGCAGACAUGCGGGAGAGUGCCCUUUGCGAUCAGCAUGCAAAACUUUUUGAACAAGAAGAGGAUCCGUCGUCAAGAUCGUUCUUUUCCGAGAUCAUAUCCUCCAUUUCAGACGUGCGCUUCUCAUACGACGGCAGAUACAUCUUAUCUCGAGACUACCUCACCGUCAAGAUCUGGGAUGUCAAUAUGGAACGCCAACCAGUCAAGACCAUACCUAUUCACGAGCACCUUAGGCCACGGCUAUGUGAUACGUACGAGAACGAUAGUAUCUUCGACAAGUUUGAAGUUGUUUUCUCGGGUGACGCCAAAAAUGUCAUGACGGGAAGUUAUAAUAACAACUUCAUGAUCUAUCCUUCGGAUCCCGAGAAGGAGAUCGAGGUCGUAUUACAAGCAGACAAAUCAGCCUUCAAGGCGAAGAAAGUAGGUAUCCCGACACCUAUCAACUCGUCGACGAGCCCCACAGCGACCAACGGCGGUAAGAAGGGCGGAUCGCGUGCGGGUAGCCCGGCGGCCGGAGCGGGUCAGGGACAGAGGAUGCGGAAGGAGACAGACGCAGAUCAGAUUGACUUUAACAAGAAAAUCCUGCACAUGAGUUGGCAUCCAUUCGAGGACAGUAUCGCCAUUGCUGCAACAAACAACGACUACGGGCAGGACGGGUACCUAGAUAUGCACAGGUGUCGCUUCCUACUGUCAGAUUGCGACGAUUUGCGCAGCUGCGUACUACCUAAUGUACAGCGGACGCCGGACAGUGAAACCUGUCAAGUCCAGUGCUUAUACAAUCAAGCCACAUCCAUUGGACCAUUGGAUCAUCGGACGGACGAGACGGACAAAUUAAACAAAAUUAACACAAACUCAUGUCUACUUCUUAUGGGUCUCGCCGGCCGUAUUUUUAUCGAAACUAUUCCGCAAUGGCUAGCCGUCGGGGCAAUGCUCAGCCUAAUCUUUGGCGGCUGUUGUUCGAACGUCUUUGCUCUCGAGGCCAUUAUUAAGCUUUUGUUUGUAGGAACGCUUUUGACUUUCGUGCAGUUCCUCUUCGUUGCUGUCACUGGAUACGUCUCGCAGUUCGAUAUUACGCGCCCACCCUUCUUCGUGAAACCGAACCGAGUCCCGAUCCGUCGCUGGCUGAUCAACAUCAUUCUAUUCUUUAGCAUCAAUGUAUUGAAUAACCACGCCUUCAGCUACGACAUUUCCGUACCAGUUCACAUCAUUUUACGAUCCGGAGGCAGCAUUACAACAAUGAUCGCCGGGAGUUUAUAUGGAAAGAGAUAUUCUCGCAUUCAGAUUGUGGCUGUUCUCUUGCUUACGGUUGGUGUUGUCACGGCCGCGUGGUCAGACUCCCACAAGGGAACGUCCACUUCAAAUUCUCAAGAAAAUGUUCCCAAAUUUAGCACUGGUUUGGCGGUCCUCUUGAUCGCACAAAUUUUAUCGGCUAUUAUGGGAUUGUACACGGAAGAAACGUAUAGGAUCUACGGAGCGCAUUGGAAGGAGAAUUUGUUCUACUCUCAUCUGCUUUCAUUGCCGCUAUUCUUACCAUUUUCACGGUCUCUGGUCAAUCAGUUUAUGCGUUUGGCCGAUAGCAAACCACUUGCGCUCCCGUUACUAGCAGAGCACGUGAACUUGUCGACUGUCUCAGCUAAUGUGCGGCAUCAUAUUGAAGGAAUUUACAUUCCCAGUCAGGUGGCCUACCUUGCUCUCAACGUUUUAACACAGUAUGCCUGUAUCCGAGGCGUUAAUCUUUUAGCUGCCGUGUCAUCCGCAUUGACUGUUACCAUUGUGCUCAACAUUCGCAAGCUAGUCAGUUUACUGCUUAGCAUAUGGCUUUUCGGGAAUCGGUUGGCCACUGGAACUCUAAUAGGUGCCAUCGUGGUGUUUUCCGCAGGUGGCUUGUACUCGUUAGAUUCUAAGAAGCCAACUCCGAAGCCGAAGGCGAGCAGUGGGAAAGCGGGAUAG